Messenger RNA from Cuscuta campestris, 1555 nucleotides. NCBI's taxonomy places the organism in Eukaryota, Viridiplantae, Streptophyta, Magnoliopsida, Solanales, Convolvulaceae. The record is from the annotation of a GenBank genome assembly.
UUCAUCGAGGUGUCUAAAAAAUGUUGAGGAGGAAACGGAUGGUAAUCCAUUCUUCCACCAACAAAUGGAUCAGCCCUCUUCAUCCCAUUUCGCUCAACAUGUUGAUAGCGAUCCAGAUGAUGCUGAGUACAUUGCACCCUCAACGGAAGAUGAAGAAUCUUCGGAAGAGGAAGAGGACAUAUCUGCAGAUGAAGGAGAAGAUGGCCAGGACGUUCGUGCAAUGCCACAAUUACAUGACCGGCAAAGUCACGUACCAAAUAUGUCGUUGAGGCCAACAUUCCACAUCCCAAUUAUUGAGGUCGGCAACAGGUAUCCUUCUUUCCAAAGUCUACAACAAGCUGUGUCAUUACGGAACAUUGCGGAGCAUAGACACUUUCACACAGAAGCGAAACAGAGCCGCUAUUGGAAAGCACGUUGUGUAUAUGCCCCACAAUGCACUUGGUUCAUACAAGCAGCAAAGAAUGCUGGGUGUAGUAUAUGGACCAUAAAGCAAUAUCAGGGGUAUCACCAGUGUAGGCCGGAUUACACGCGAGCUAAAGACGACAAAUUGUUAACUAGUGAGCUCAUUAGUGGCCUGAUUGGUCCUAAAAUUGAAGAAGAUGCUGAUUAUAAAGUCAAACUCAUAAUGAGGGAUGUUUAUGAGUUGUUCCAAGUAUCUGUCUCCUAUAAGAAGGCAUGGUGUGCAAAGUCAUUGGCCAUUCAGCGAUUGUACGGUAGUUGGGAGGACUCAUACAACAAGCUGGCUCCUUUGCUCGGUGCAAUUAUGGGAUCAAACCAUGGGACAGUUGUGGAUUUGCAAACCCAACCUACGAACGCAUCGACUACAUUUCAGUUCAGGUAUGUUUUUUGGUCUUUCAAGGCAUCCAUUGAUGGCUUCCAAUACUGUCUUCCAGUUGUUUCAGUUGACGGGACUCACUUAUAUGGAAAGUAUAAGGGAACUCUAUUAAUUGUCGUGGCAAUGACGGGAAAUGGUGACAUUUUUCCCUUGGCUUUCUCCAUUGUGGAUGUUGAAAAUGGUGAAAGCUGGAAGUGGUUCAUGACAAAUAUCAUGCGACAUGUCGUGCCUCCGCACCGCCAUAUAUGCAUAAUAUCUGAUAGGCAUGGUGGUAUUGAUCACGCAUUCAAUAAUGUUCCAGAAUUGCAGGGAGGUCAAGUCACUCGAAGAUUUUGUCUCCGCCAUGUGCGAAGCAAUUUCCAUAGCAAGUUUCGAAGUAAGAAAUUGAAGAACAUGAUGUAUAAAGCUGGUAAGACCCCUAGCAGAAGUGAGUUUGAGAAGACGCUUCUCGAGAUAGCAACCAAAAAUCAAGAAGCAUACAACUGGCUUAGGGCUAUUCCAAAACACAUGUGGGCAUUGUCCCAUGAUGAAGGUGGCUCAUGCCAUGGUAUUACGACAACAAAUUCAUCAGAAAGCUUCAAUCAUGUCCUUAAGGGAUGUCGUUGUUUACCUGUCUUUGCCAUUGUGAGGUUCACGUAUGACAAAUUGGUCAAGCUAUUUGCUGAUAGGCGAACCAAUGGAUAUUUGUGGCAAUAAUUUGGGUAUAAUUUUCCAAUGAAU